AUGUCUUUUCCGGCUUUCGGUGUUGAUUUAAACCCCGAUGGCGUAUCCAGGUUUUCUAGUGCUCCUCCGAGUACUUUGACUAGUCUCACUGAUUCCGAUGUGGAUGAUAUGGCGGCUCAGUUGGGUGUCGUGGAUAUGGUUGCUGGGGUAGAAGGUGUAGAGUUUCCUCCUGGUACCAGUCAAGUCAAAUGGGCCAGCGGUAUAGUUACUAUGGAGCCUUGGAUUACGCCUAUUGGUCAAGAUGGUCCGGAUGUUUUGGGUGUGCGGUCUAUGGCCUCCGCUCCGGAUAUAUCCCAAAUUGAGUCUAAAGACUCUUUUGUGUAUAUCUUCGAUAUUCGUGAUUUGUGUAAGAACGUCGACGAUCCGGAUUUGGAGGAUCGCACUACGGUAGUUCAGCUUAUCAAGGAUAAGAUAUCCCGUGGUAUUCCGGUUCUGGUCAGAGGAUUUCCUCUUCCUUCCAUCGAAUGGGAUUUCUCCUCUGUAAAUCGUAUGAAGGGUUCUUUGCUUAAUCCCGUUUCUAUUCAAGAGGCUCGACUUCGUAUGGCUUCAGAAACUUAUACCAAGAGUCCUGUUGCCGAUCUCCACUUGGAAUUGAAACUGGGCGAUUUUAUAGCCGCCGCCACUGAGCCAGAUUCUGAGGAUAGUCCGAAGAUGUGUGGCAACUUAUUAGACAGCUAUUCUGUUGAUUGGUCAGCAAUGCCUUGGGUUAUCGCGGACAUAAACGAGCAAGCUACCGCGGUUUAUCAAAACCGGCGGGACUGGCAUAUUCGACUCAAUAAGAAUGCUAAAGGAAAGGAAAUAGCCGAGCCCGAGACCUUUAGUGGGCCGCAGAGUAUGCAUCCUGAUGGCUGGCAACUGCAGAUGUGGGACCUGUUCACUCACGGUGGAUUUUUCACUCGCAUUCAUCAUGAUGCGGCCGGCGCCGGUACUUGGAUGGCUAUAAGGGUGGGAGGGAAAAUGUGGACUUUGGUGGACGUUUCUCAGCAGGGCAUUCGAUCUCGGGACCGUCUUGUGGAUCGGUUCUACCAUGCUACGGAUCUCUUUACAGGAACUCCCAGUCAACCUGUGCCUCAUAAGGCCGUCACUGUUUGUUUGCAACGUGGUGAUAUUCUUAUCCAGCCGCCCAAUAUUAUGCAUUGUGUUUACACUCCGGUGAAGAGUAUCGCGACCGGGGGCCAUUUUUACAUGUAUUCUUCUAUGCAUCUUACGGAAUUUGGCUGUCGGGUGGACCAUCGCAAGGGUGGAUGGACUACUAACCAGGUUCAUCCCGGUGCUUCUCGUCUCAUGAUCAAUAUGGCCCUGGCUCUCCCUAACUUUUCCGACAAGCCGAUGCUCAAAAUUCCUUUUCUGGGUUUAGCUCGCCUUAUCUUGGAUAGAGACGCUUAUGAGCCAAGCCUUGAUGGUGUUGGUACAGCUCGGUAUUAUCCUCAAGACAUUCAACAUCGGGAGGAGUUGGGAGAGUUGGACAAGGCGAAGAAGAUCAUCCAGGCUGUAUUGGAAGCUAACAAUAUUCCUCUGUCUCAGGUCGACAUUCUUCUGCAGUCUCUGGGACGUGAUUACAAAGAUCCCGGUGAUGAGCAGGUGGACUUGUCCUGUCUUCGAGAGUGGGACACUAUCCGUGUGGAUGAAGAUUAUCGUCAGGUUUUGAAGGACGUGGUUUGGUUUGAGCAGCAGAAGGUAUCUGCUGCGGCAGCCUCUGGGGCUGGUAAAGUCGCUCGUCAGCGGUUGAGGGAGGCUAUCCAGCUUGAGAAGCAUUCUAUUCGUGGAAAGAGUUCCAACAACUAG
Gloeophyllum trabeum ATCC 11539 is the source of this 1785-nucleotide messenger RNA. RefSeq lists its product as uncharacterized. The record is from RefSeq and is a predicted model, not a curated record. The transcript has 5 exons. Lineage: Eukaryota; Fungi; Basidiomycota; Agaricomycetes; Gloeophyllales; Gloeophyllaceae. Bases 1 to 1785 code for a protein of 594 amino acids.